AAGUGCCGUGCAGAGUGUCUCGAACACAAAAUACAGCCUAAAGAGGAAGAGCGCAAGCAAGAAAAUAAACCUGUUUGUCUACGCAGUGCUUCAAAAUUUCUUUUGAUACAACAGAUAAAGCUUUCGACGACACAAGAUUAAAAGAACAACCUUAAAUGGAAAGAUAAGCAAUAAACGUGCUCUGGGUUAUAAGGGAGGUUACAGGCACGAGGAAAGCAAAGCAAGAAAAACUGCACCUGAGAAGGACAACAUCCCAACGUGGGUGGAUCUUAAUGCCAAACUUCAGAAACAGGUUACUCAAAUUUCUGAGUAUGUGGAAGGCAACAGGCUGAAAGCAGUCUCACGGAUGGACAGAGUAGAACAGGAUGAUCCAAUUCAGGAGCACUGUGAUACUUCUUGCUCUUCUGCUGGUGGGCACUUUUGCAGUAGAAGACCCAGAGCCCAUUUUUAAAGCUCUUGGUGCGGAACUGGAGAUGGGUUAUUGCUUUGGCGACGACAUUGCUGUGUACAGACAGACUGCUGAUGGAAAGGAGCUGUUGGGUCAGUACUCAAAUUCUUUUGUUCCACCACCUGAUUCCUUUAAAGGUCGGAUCAGUUUCUCCAGUGAUGUAGAAGGGCUGCUUGGUCUGAAAAUCACAAAUCUUCAGUACUCUGAUUCUGGCAACUACAUCAGAGAGUGCUGGAGUAAUAGCACCAUGGAUAAUUAUCGCAAACACUACCUCUACAUUUGUGACAAGGAGUUCGGCUUUAAGAAAAUUUCACUGAAACCCGGCACAGGUGCAGAUAUAGUAUGCAAUAAGGAUUCCAUAAAGCAAGCUACAGUGAAAUGGUACAGAGACGUGCACACCAUAUCUUUGUUCAUGGAUACUAAGAUUUCUUUGGAGCCAUUACAAGCAGAGUUUAAAAGCCUGAUUCAGGUUCAAGGCGAAGGCUCAUUUUUACACGUUUCUGAUGAGUUUAUUCAGGACAGACCUCGAUUUUUCUGUCUGGUCAUGGAGGGAGAGCAAUGCAGGAACUUCCAAACCAUAGGACUACCAGAGGAGCCUGAACUGAAGACUAUUUAUCGUUCUGUGGGAGAGGACGUAGUCCUUACAUGUUCAGUGGACCCCCUCAGAAAGAAUCACUGGAAAACACCCCUUGGACAAGUUAACUCAUCUGAAGCAAAUAAUCAGAUGUUCUUAUCGACAAGCAUGAAUUCUGACUAUUCCCUAAACAUUCAGACUCUAACUUCAGAUCAUUCUGGGAGCUAUAAAUGUUUCUCUACCUUCCUCAUUGAAGAUUAUACUUUGAAUGUGUGCCCUUUGCUUGAAUCAACCACAGUUUUGUUUUCUGCAUCUGAUAAGAAGGUGGUCCUCCAGUGUAACUUCAUGUCUUUACCAGCAUUUAGCGGUAAAGUCGAGUACGCCAGCGUUCUGUGGUAUCGAAAGAAUGGUGAGAAGGACAUCCUAAUAAUGGACUCAGGGGAUCCUUCUUUAACCCCACCUACUGACUUACAAAGUCGUGUAAAAUUAUCACGGGCACAUUACUCUCUCAUCAUUACUGAUCCCAGAAAGGAGGACAGUGGGACGUACUUGUGCGUGGUGCUGCUGGAUAAUGAUGAGACUGAUGAGGGCGAUGAUGAGGAUGCUUAUGAUGGUGAUGAUGGAGGUGAUGAAGAUGAUGAAGUGGAAUCCCCUUCAUGGAUAAUGGAGGAAGAAUACAUGGACAUGUGUCUCUUCAGGCAGGUCACCAAUCUAAAGUUUGACCAAACUUUAAUAACGAAAGUACGAAAAGUGGAUCAAACACCUCAGCCUGAACCUGAACCUGAACCUAAACCUAAACUUGAAACUGUACCUGAACCUGAACCUAAACUUAAACCUAAACCUGAAACUGAACCUGAAUGUGAGACUAACGUGACAAUGUAUGCUGUGUAUGCAGGGAUUGCAGGCCUAUUAUUACUGGCUGCAAUCUGUAUUGUGGUGUUUCUAAAAAUGAGAUCUAAGAAAAGAUCUGCUAUUCAAGGAGGAAGUCCUAAACAAGCUGAAGAGGAAGGAAUAGCACUUAAUUCAACAAAAGCGUAGAUCCCUAACCAUGAAUCAUCCAGCAAUGAAGACCAGUUCGACAGGCAGGUUUUUUGGAUGGGCCAUGUCUGCUUUCACUUGUCAAAAUAGGCUGUCAACCUCCCUAACUGUCAUUAUGCACUACGCCAAGAGGCAAGAGUCAUAUUUCAUGGGUGUCAUUUGUGCUCCAAGACACGUUUGUAUUUGCCUUAAAACGUACACUUCUGUCCCUUAUUUUAAAACAUCUGUAGCUUUAUUUUAUCUAAAGAAUUCACUCUGACUGUCUAGGUUGUCUUAUAUAUUAAUAUUUCCCAUGUUAUCUGGGUUCUGCAUGGUCUUGUCUUGUUUAAACCUUUUUUAACAACAGCAUGCAUUGAAAGACAUUAUCUAAGCAUAGAAAAAGACAUGUCUCAACCCUCAGAUAUAACAGUUGCUGCACCCUGCCGAUAAAACAGCUGCAAUUUUCAUCUGCUAGAUUUGAUCAGGCCUGUAAUGAAGUGCAUGUCCACUGGGGGGUGUCCUUAUUUGUAAAGAAAAUUAAGCACUGAGUUGCAAUCUAAACCUUACAGGAAUGACUUAUUGAUUUUUUUGCAUUAAAAAUGACAUUUUGCAUUAAAAAUGCAUGCAUGAAAAACACUGUUUUUCGUUCUCACUAACCUGUGAACCCUCUGUUUCUUUUUCUAUAAAGCAUUACAUGUUAAACAUGACACAUAAUAUGACUGUUCCAAAAAUAUCGUUUCCUACAGACGAGCCACGUUUAUAACUCAAAUAUGUGUCAUAAGGCAAUGUGACUUUGCCGUACAGCAACACUAAAUCAAAAAAAUCACAUUAAUAAACUCAACCAACCAAGAGUAUUUGUGUAGACAGGAUAUGCCCCCUGAAAUAGCCCUGGAACGGCCUAAGCGCAACAAAAGCGCACACACACAAACACUAUGAGCUAGGAGUGACUUCUAGGACAAAAAAGCCACUAGCAGCAUAAGUCCUCUUGCUUUCUGAGGGGAUUCAAAUUAAGGAAAAGGGAUUAUCAGGAACGUCUGUCAGUUAAAGUGAUUUUAACAAGAGUGUGAUGAGUGCUGGACUUGAAUGAUGAAUGAGGUUUACAAACCUGAAAUAUAAAUCAAUCAAUGUGUUAAAAGCAGGGUUAUUAAACAAUUUAGCAGUUUAAUUGAAUAAUUACAUGUUAUGCUUAUUAAAUAGUAUUUUCAUUUUCAAAUGCGCUGAGGAAAUCCCCCAGUUUAGAAUAAUUGAAAACAUUACAGUGCAGUACAUCAUUGACUAGACAUUGCAAAAAGUGAUUUUAAAACACGCAGGUGGUACUUCAACAUUUUUCUUAUGGGUCAAGGAGUAUAAUUAUUUUUUAAAUAAUUAAUUGUAUGUCAUUGUACAUUAAAUUGACAGCCCUAGUUAAGACUUUUAUUGUUUGAUUUAGUACAUACUCAAUUUAUUUUCACACUGUUGAUUUCAUAAUGUUUACUGUUGCUCUUUUGAAGUAUUGUGUGGCUUUUUGUUUCAUUUUUUAUGGGACCGGCUGCCUAGUGUAAAUAAUGUGUUUGUCCUAGUCUUCUUGUGUACACUGCCUCCUCAGGGUGUUUGUAGACCUGCAGGUUCAGUUUCCUGCUUCCAUGGGCUGCGUUUCUUUCUCCUUGCAUGCUGUGUGGGUAUAAUUAUUGCACCUAGCUUGUUUGGUGGGUAUUUGUGUGUGUGUGCUUAUCUUUCCACAGGUUCUGUGUUGGUGGUGAACUCCUCUGAGGUGAUUUGGAGUCUGGCAUCUGGGGUCUCUCAGCUCUCCCUUUGGUGGCUAUCAGGACAGUAAAGACAAGACUUUAGACUUUAUCUUGUAAUAGGCAUCAUAGUAUAGUGCCCUACC
This is a messenger RNA of Labeo rohita (rohu), 3906 nucleotides long. RefSeq lists its product as uncharacterized. The record is from RefSeq and is a predicted model, not a curated record. The coding region runs from base 366 to 2060 and encodes 564 amino acids. Lineage: Eukaryota; Metazoa; Chordata; Actinopteri; Cypriniformes; Cyprinidae. The transcript has 2 exons.